AUGACUGCAACGACCCAUUCGGAAUACAACAAGGAAACCGAAGCCUUGGACGUCGCGAGAGCAUUCCCUGAACGCAUUCGAGGCAAAACAAUCCUUGUGACUGGGGUGAACCGCAAGGGCAUUGGCUUCACAACCGCCCAAGCCUUUGCGUCCCAGUCUCCCGCUCAUCUUAUCAUCGCCGGACGUAAUCUGUCCAAGCUUCAAGAGUGUCUCGAUGAGCUCAAGCAACAAUGGCCGGGCGUCGACUAUCGCCUGUUGAUAGUGGACCUUUCCAGUCAGAAGGCUGUUCGAACUGCAGCCAAGGAGGUCCUCUCGUGGAACGAUGUGCCAUCAAUCGAUAUUGUGGUGAACAACGCCGCCGUCGCUGCCAUACCGGAGCGCACGAUCACUGAAGACGGGAUCGAGCUCAUCUUUGCCACAAACCAUAUCGGACACUUCUUGUUCACUUGUCUCAUCAUGCCAAAGCUCAUUGAAGCAGCAAAGUCCAAUAUGAAGGGAGCAACACGGAUAGUCAAUGUGAGCUCCGGUGCAGCCGAAUGCAACGGCAUCCGAUGGCACGACAUCAAUUUCAACAAAAAGUCCACAGAUCUUCCCGAGGAAGAACGCCCUAACGACAAGAUCCUCAAGAUGUGGGGAAUUCACAACUGGCCAGAAAUGUCGUACAUUCCGUUGGAGGCAUAUAUUCAGAGUAAAGCAGCCAAUGUACUGUUUGGCAUCGGACUUACAAAAAGGUUGUACGAGACCCACGGCAUACUGAGUGCUGGCGUCCAUCCUGGAGUGAUUGCAACGGAGCUGUCGAGGCAUUCAUCAGAAGAACAGAAGGAUGCCAUCGCCGCGAGGGCUCGAAAGGGGGAGUUUAAGUACAAAUCACUGGGUGCAGGGGCAGCAACGAGCCUGGUUGCCGCCGUAGAUCCUCAACUAGGCCCUGGCGAGAUUAGAGACGGCAAAGAGGGAUGGGGAGCAUAUCUGAAGGACUGUCAAAUCUCGCCCGAUGGGCAUCCUCGAGCAACAUCGAGCGAGGAGGCGGACAAGCUAUGGAAGCUGUCAGAAGACCUGGUGGGGGAAACGUUUUCCUGGUGA
Molecule: messenger RNA, 1080 nt
Organism: Fonsecaea multimorphosa CBS 102226
Lineage: Eukaryota; Fungi; Ascomycota; Eurotiomycetes; Chaetothyriales; Herpotrichiellaceae
Exons: 1
Coding region: 1-1080 (359 amino acids)
Source: RefSeq, a predicted model, not a curated record